AUGCCACCGAAGGUUUCCAGCAAAGGAGCUAAGAAAGCCGUGAAGAGUCAGAAGCUUGGACGUCAAGGUGAUAAGAAGAAGAAUCGCAGAAAGGAGAGCUAUUCGGUCUACAUCUACCGCGUGCUGAAGCAGGUCCAUCCCGAUACUGGCGUCUCUUCAAGGGCAAUGUCGAUUAUGAAUUCGUUUGUCAACGACGUCUUUGAGCGUAUUGCUGCUGAAGCUUCCCGUCUAGCCCACUACAACAAACGUUCUACCAUUUCAUCUCGUGAAAUUCAAACUGCUGUUCGUCUGAUUUUGCCUGGUGAACUCGCUAAGCAUGCUGUUUCUGAAGGUACGAAAGCUGUGACAAAAUACACUUCUAGCAAAUAA
This is a messenger RNA of Cylicocyclus nassatus, 369 nucleotides long. The record is from the annotation of a GenBank genome assembly. NCBI's taxonomy places the organism in Eukaryota, Metazoa, Nematoda, Chromadorea, Rhabditida, Strongylidae.